AUGGCUGCACUUUUCUACCUCUUAACCAUCACCCUUCUCUUUUCUUCCAUCUCCGGCGAACUGCAGAAUGAUUUUCCGGCAGAAAUUGAUGCUAAGAUGCUCGGAUUUCGCAAGGAAAAAAUCACCCAUUUCCGAGUUUAUUGGCACGACAUUUUAAGUGGGCAAAAACCGACUUCAAUCCGAAUCGUUAACCCACCUUCAAAUGUUCCAGCAUCCAACGGCUUCGGCAUAGUAAGUAUGAUUGACAAUCCACUAACAGCAGGCCCAGAAUUGAAGUCCAAAUUGGUUGGAAGAGCACAAGGGUUUUACGCUUUGGCUUCGCAAGAAGAAAUAGGGCUUUUGAUGACAAUGAAUUUCGUAUUUGGUGAGGGGAAAUACAAUGGAAGUACGAUCACAGUAAUGGGGAGGAAUGCAGUUUUGAAUAAAGUGAGGGAGAUGCCGGUGAUCGGAGGAAGUGGGCUUUUCCGAUUUGCUCGCGGCUAUGUUGAGGCAAGAACACAUACGUUUGAUCUCAAGACCGGAGAUGCUACGGUUGAGUAUAAUGUCUACGUACUUCAUUAUUGA
Messenger RNA from Fraxinus pennsylvanica, 564 nucleotides. NCBI's taxonomy places the organism in Eukaryota, Viridiplantae, Streptophyta, Magnoliopsida, Lamiales, Oleaceae. The record is from the annotation of a GenBank genome assembly.